AUGCCAAAAAAGGGAAUCAUCGAGCGGCUGAACGCAGGCGAGGUGGUGAUUGGUGAUGGAGGCUUUGUGUUUGCCCUGGAGAAGAGGGGCUACGUGAAGGCAGGACCAUGGACCCCCGAGGCCACUGUCACACACCCAGAAGCCGUGAGGCAGCUUCACAGAGAGUUCUUGCGAGCUGGUUCCAAUGUUAUGCAAACUUUCACAUUCUACGCCAGUGACGACAAACUGGAAAACAGGGGUCAAAAUCUCAGAAUCUCAGGAGCUCAGAUCAACGAGGCUGCGUGUGAUCUGGCUCGUGAAGUGGCCAAUGAGGGCGAUGCGCUGGUGGCCGGAGGAGUGUGCCAGACCCCGUCCUACCUGAGCUGCAAGAGCGAGACUGAAGUGAAAGGCAUCUUCAAGAAACAGCUGGACGUUUUCAUCAAGAAGAACGUGGACUUCAUGAUUGCAGAGUACUUUGAGCACGUGGAGGAGGCGGAGUGGGCGGUGCAAGUGCUGAAGACCAGUGGGAAACCUGUGGCUGCCUCUCUGUGCAUCGGACCAGAAGGCGACAUGCACGGGGUCUCACCUGGAGAGUGUGCUGUCAAACUGGUCAAGGCUGGUGCUCAGAUUGUCGGAGUGAACUGCCACUUUGACCCAAUGACCUGUGUGGAAGCAGUGAAGCUGAUGAAGGCAGCGGUGGAGAAGGCCGGACUGAAGGCACACUACAUGGUGCAGCCUCUGGCCUUCCACACUCCAGACUGCAGCUGUCAGGGCUUCAUCGACCUGCCUGAGUUCCCUUUUGCUCUGGAGCCCAGAAUCCUGACCCGUUGGGACAUGCACAAAUACGCCAGAGAGGCCUACAAGGCUGGCAUCCGAUUCAUCGGAGGCUGCUGUGGCUUCGAGCCCUACCACAUCAGGGCACUGGCCGAGGAGCUGGCUCCGGAGAGGGGCUUCCUGUGUCAGGGAUCAGAAAAACAUGGACUCUGGGGAUCUGGUCUGGAGAUGCACACCAAACCAUGGGUCCGAGCAAGGGCUCGUCGGGAUUACUGGGAGAACAUCCGCCCUGCCUCCGGUCGGCCCAAAUGUCCAUCCAUGUCCACUCCCGAGGGCUGGGGCGUCACCAAGGGCCACACUGAGCUCCUGCAGCACAAAGAGGCCACCACAGCGCAGGAGAUGCAGCAGGUCCUGGAGAGGCAGAAGAAGGCCAAGUCUACUGCCUAA
This is a messenger RNA of Knipowitschia caucasica, 1200 nucleotides long. The record is from the annotation of a GenBank genome assembly. Lineage: Eukaryota; Metazoa; Chordata; Actinopteri; Gobiiformes; Gobiidae.